Messenger RNA from Necator americanus (New World hookworm), 312 nucleotides. RefSeq lists its product as uncharacterized. NCBI's taxonomy places the organism in Eukaryota, Metazoa, Nematoda, Chromadorea, Rhabditida, Ancylostomatidae. The coding region runs from base 1 to 312 and encodes 103 amino acids. The record is from RefSeq and is a predicted model, not a curated record. The transcript has a single exon.
AUGGUUCCGAUUUCGUUGAGAUGCUCGUCGUGGUCGUUCCUGGAUUCUGAUGUGGUCGUGGUGGUCGUUCCUGGAUUCCCCGUUGAGAUGCUCGUCGUGGUCGUUACAGGGGUCUCAGUUGAUGUGGUCGUGGUGGUCGUCCCUGGAUUCCCCGUUGAGAUGCUCGUCGUCGUCGUUCCUGGAUUCCCCGUUGAGAUGUUCGUCGUCGUCGUUCCAGGACUCCCCGUUGAAGUCGUUGAGGUUAUUUCCGUUGAGAUGUUUGGUCGUUUCCCGUUGAGAUGUCGUCGUGGUCGUUCCUGGAUUCCCCGUUGA